AUGUCUGCCCUGCCCAGGUCAAUUGGCUCCAGGCUACUCGCGCCCACCCUACGGCCCUCUGCGACCAGAGCCAUUACCCCCGGAUUCCGCACGUAUGCGACCAAAGAUGCGGGCUCCGACGAUGCCCCUGCAGUCCCGCUCAAGAGCGACUCUACCCAGAUCCGGGAGGAAAAUGCAGCCGAAGGAAUGAGACAUCAGCCAGACUACAACGUCGCUGUCGACUACCGGACCUCCAACUUCUCCCCGAUUCCCAAACGUGUCAUGGACGGAAGCGAGCCUGGCGAGAGUGUAGCUGCUGCCGUCCUCUCUGGUGCUCCAGUCGAUCUCCAGGCGCGUACCGUGCGCAUCUAUCGCCCCACAAAGUCGGCCACGCAAUCCGGUCACUGGAACUCGUCACACUGGCUCAUGGAUUGGGACGUCCUACCCAAGGGCCACCGAUGGGAGAACCCGCUUAUGGGCUGGCAAUCAUCAGCUGAUUUCAUGAACGGCCACCGGAUACAGUUCAAGAGCAAGGAGGACGCCAUCAAAUUUGCCAACAAGCAAGGCUACGAGUAUUUCGUGCAGGAGCCCAACAAGCGCAAGUUCGUACCCAAGGCAUAUGCGAACAACUUCACCCACAUUCCAGGCAAGUUGAAGGUUGUGCGGACAAAAUAA
Messenger RNA from Cucurbitaria berberidis CBS 394.84, 654 nucleotides. RefSeq lists its product as uncharacterized. The coding region runs from base 1 to 654 and encodes 217 amino acids. Gene Ontology annotation, biological process: electron transport chain. The record is from RefSeq and is a predicted model, not a curated record. The transcript is spliced from 3 exons. NCBI's taxonomy places the organism in Eukaryota, Fungi, Ascomycota, Dothideomycetes, Pleosporales, Cucurbitariaceae.